Molecule: messenger RNA, 4872 nt
Organism: Anopheles funestus (African malaria mosquito)
Lineage: Eukaryota; Metazoa; Arthropoda; Insecta; Diptera; Culicidae
Gene: hrm
Exons: 4
Coding region: 1064-3676 (870 amino acids)
Biological process (GO): monocarboxylic acid transport; transmembrane transport
Molecular function (GO): monocarboxylic acid transmembrane transporter activity
Source: RefSeq, a predicted model, not a curated record
UUGCCUUUGUUUAGACACGCUUGACGGCUCUUACUUUGUUUGAUUCGAAUUUGAAAAAAAAAAAUCAGUUCUUUGGGCAUAUCCAUGCUUACUUCGAUUGCCAAUUGACAGUCGAACGACAAUCGUUUCGACGCACGAGCAACAAGCAUACACAAUGAAGAUAAACCGCAACCCAUCCAUGUGGGUUGAUAAAGUGGUACGAAGAUACCGCGCCCCAAAACAAAAAAGGACAAACGCCGAACGAAAAUAAAGUCCACCCGUCAAAAGUCAAUGUCAAUGACGCGCACAAUUUGUGUUGGAAACGCAUGCGAAAACGACAAACAUGCCUGGUGGCUAGGGGCAGGGACAAAUGUGCAAAAAGGGUAUAUAGAAACUGCAGUGCGCGGCGGUGAGUUUCGGUCAGCUGUGACGCGCCAGGUGAUUUUCUUCGCACGAGAACUCAUGCCGCCCGCUUUGACAGCUGGGGUUUUGUUGGUGUGUGCGUCCCGCGUCUAGACGCCAGUGAACCAAGCGACAGAGCCGCAGCAGAAGAAUGGGGCUUGUCUCGUGCGCAGUGUAGUUUUUGUUGUGAUGUGCGACGUGAAAACGGUUUGUUAGGUUUUUGAAUUUGCUUUGUUUUAUUUGUUAGUGAUUUUAGAUUGGAUGUGUGUUUUGAAACAUUUGGUUUAUGCAAUAAAAAACGUGAACUUGUUUGGUAUAUAUUUAAGUGCAUAGCGUAUGGUUUUAUGAAAAGAAACGAGCAAAAAUCCCACAGUCAAAAGGAGGAGGAACUGAAUGAAACAUAUCAUUGAACUACAGGAAACGGGUUUCACAGCUUCUCAUCGGGUGUCCAAGCGGAUGGUUUGCGUGAUAGGAGUAUUGCGUAAAGCGCAGCAUCAAGUAUCGUAAGAUUUAAUUUGUGCCCGGCAUCGAAUGGAAGCAACGUCGGUGGUGCGGGAUUGGAACAGAACCGUAUCCGGUAGCAACAGUUCCCAGACAAUCGUUGCAGGUGGCUCCAUGUCGUCGCCUCAUCGCAGGACACUGUAAAGCAUUACGUACACACGCGUGAAUCAGCGACGAAGCCAUGGGCGAGGAGAGUUUGGAGCGCAGCGAGGGUAAGCUGCUGCAGCCGCACGUGGCCGAUUACAGCCCGGUCCGGCAGGACCAUCAUCAACAGCAUCCUUCCCAGGUGCCUUCACAGGACGAAGCGUCACCGGACGAACAGAGCACCCGUGAUGCGGAUAACGCCCGACGAAGCACUGCAUGUGAGCUGACAAACUCCAAACCGACCGAUUCCGCACCUAAGCCAGAAGUAGAAUCAACCAAGCUUAACAAGGUGCUUCCACCGGCACUGCUGUUGGUACCACAGAACGACAACACGAAUGAACCCUCCCGUACGGAAGAGUUGCAAGAUCAUGCUCAGAAUCAGGUUGAAUCGAACGGACGGGCAGCUUUACUUCCACGUAAUGGAAGUGCCACUAUCUGUCGCAGCAUCUCUAACAGCACCAUGCAACCGAAUACUAAAGUCGGACAACCGGACCGAUUCCGACUACCGGAAGAGGGUGAUCCCGAGGACGGUACUACCGAAGAUGACUACGAGCUCGUACCGCCCGACGGUGGCUGGGGAUGGCUUGUACUUGCCGGAUCGAUGCUGGUGAACAUUCUCGUCCCGGGCACAAUCAAAAGCUUUGGUGUGCUGUUUGUAGAAUUUCUGGAAGCAUUCCAGGCAUCCCCAUCGUCCGCAGCCUGGAUACCGGCGCUUUGCUACUUUCUGUACAGUUCGCUGGGGCCGCUUUCGAGUAUCCUGUCGGUGAAGUACAGCUACCGUACGGUGACGAUCGUUGGCGGAACGUUUGCAGCGGUCGGUAUGAUCAUCACAUUCUGGGCCACCUCGGUGAACUAUCUAUACAUCAGUUACGGUGUGUUGGUGGGUACCGGCGCCGGUCUAUCCUUCCCGCCGACCGUUUACAUCGUCACCUCGUACUUUGUGAAACUGCGCGGUCUUGCGAACGGACUGUGCAUCUCAGGCAGUGCACUCGGUUCGAUCAUCCUACCACCGGUGCUGCGUUUCCUGCUCGAAAACUAUGGCUAUCGGGGUGCAUGCCUCAUUAUGGGCGGUAUAACGCUGAAUGUAUGGGUGGCGGCUAUUUUCUACGAACCGGUUGAGAAGCAUAUGAAACGUGUCCGUAAGGCUCAACCGGAGGUGGAUGACGAAGAACGGACGGCAGUAGUCAUUCAGCAACGGGACGUUAUCUUGGAGGAAUGUGAAUCCAACGAAACCGAUCCACUGGCUGACGAACUGGCGAAUGGACAGAUGGCAAUAAACGUGAAUGCUUCCCAGUCACUACUGCCGCAAGGAAAGCCGACGAGCGUAAAACCAAAGUUCGCUAUAACCGGCGAUGACACUCCGACCAUUUCGACGCCCACGCUAGAACACAAAUCGCCGGAUAUAUUCCGCUUCAAUCCAAAGAAUGGACUGAUCGACAGUUUUGCUCGCAGCGCAUCGGCUGCAGCCGUACCAGUUUCGUACGGCAGAGAUCGCGAUGACAUGCUCGGAGCGGGGGUUAGUGGUGGUAAUCAACGACAGCGGAAAAUAAGCACCCCUAUCAAGGAGGAGCACCGAAACCUAACCUUCACCAGUCAGCUGAGUUCGAACUCGUUCCUUGGCAACGAGGGUUCGUACUUCCGCCUGAACCGGCUAAAUUCGAUACGUAGUGGGAUCGGUCAGCAGGGAAGUGGUGGACAACAGUUGUCGCAUCGACCACCGAAGCGAUCACCGUCGACCAGCAGCUUCCAGUACAUGAGCACCCCGUUCCACGGCAGCACCCUCUCCACACAUCAGCCGAAAGAGUUCGCUUCGCAUCUGUCACUGCGCUCGUUCGGUGGUAGUGUAUCGCGGGGCAAAGCGUCUGCCCCGGCAGAUGACGAGGCCGAUCGAACCAAAUCGGAUAAGAAAGAUGGCAAGACGUUCUUCGAUCUGUCGUUGCUUAGCGAUCCGACCUACCUCGUGAUUCUGAUCUCGAACUCAACGAACGCGAUCGGUUACACUAACUUUAUCAUUCUUCUGCCGGCGUACGCCAUUUCGCUUGGGUUUGACAAAAGUUUGGCCGCGUACCUACUAUCGAUCGUGUCGACGCUGGAUCUGGUCGGUCGUAUCGGUGGUUCGGCCCUGUCCGAUACCAAUCUCAUCCCCAAGACGUGGUACUUCGUGGGCGGUUUGUCGAUAUCGGGCUUAGCGCUUGCAUUGUUACCAACUGUCAGCGACUACACGAUGGUGAGCGUAUUUUGCGGCCUGUUUGGACUCGCUUCCGGUACGUACGUCGGCAUCACGGCCGUCAUUAUGGCGGAUAUGUUGGGUACCGAGCGGCUUACCUCAUCGUACGGCAUUAGUCUGUUCGUAAAUGGUAUCCUACAGCUGAUUGGACCGCCGAUCUGUGGAGUGAUCUUCGAACGGAUGGGUCGAUACCAGCCGCUGUUUACGGCGCUAGGGUUUGUGCUGCUCGGAGGAUCGGCCCUAUGGGGCUUUAUGCCUUUGAUCAAUCGUCAGAAGCGCAGAAAAGCACAGGCAGAGGCUAAAGCGACAGCAGAAGCAUCGAAGGUAUUAGCUAAUCAUGCAACGCAACCGUUUGAAGGGGACGAUGAUGAUGUGCCGUUGCAAUUGAAGCGCGAUGGAGUGGACAAGUCGCCUGUCGUUUAGAUGGAACGGGGACCCAAAAGUUAUGCAGCAUUUUCGCACUUAAUGACAAUUUCGCUCAAUGCGCCAGCCAACAAGUAGUAUCGAGGGAAGGAAAACUCCACUCUGUGAGGGAAACAUGUUUAGAGGACACAGAGAUAGGGUACGCAAAUGCAGUAGAUGACAAAAGGUUAGGUAGUGUUAGAAGCAGCAGAACCAAGUAAAGUGACCAUAUACUACUAGAUAGGAAUACGACCAGCGUAGGAAACAGCAGCAGCAGCAGCAGCAGAAGGGGAAACGCAUAGAAAUACAUUAGCAUAAGUGAACAGUGGCCAUCAAGCUCAAAGUGGGGGAAAGUCUAAGCGAUCCAGCGCACACAACACAAAGGAAUACAGCGCUCGGACAGGGAUCAAAAUAGGAUCCAUUAGUAUUAAUUAUUCGUAUGGCGUUUCCCGGGAGGUUCGUAGGUGAUGUUCUCAUCCGACUGUUUGUAUUGGAAGUGUUCCUUUUUUUGAAACAAUCGAUAUGUCUCUCAUCCUUUCAUCAACACGUUUUCACACGUGCCUCACGAACGUUAGUACUCUGCUCCAAAAUCAAUUGUUAUACUGUACUGAACCAGGACAAACACGAUCCGUGGACGUGUGAUCUGUUUGAAUGUGUGAGUGUAACUGCAAUGAAUGUGUCAGUUUUAGCUUUUAUUCCUUGUGUCCGUUGAAAUACUAAAAGAAAGCAACAAUAACAAAACAUUUCCUGCUCUUGAGGAGUGUGUGCGAUAACAGGAUAAUAGAUGAUGUGACAGUGACCGGGGAGCGACAUAUGCAAUGAAAGUAUUGUGAAAAAGAGUUUACAACUCUACGCGUUUGACCAAGAGCCUAUUAGUUGUAUGUAGAUUGUGUGUUGUUUGUUUUUCCUUCCCUUCCCCGCCAUUAUUUCGCUCUGUAGGUGUGUUUGCGUAUUUGUAUGUGGUAUGAAUGGAUGAGUGCGGUUCACAAUCAGAAUCACCGACAGGAGAAAGGAUACCAAAAUAAAUAAAAGGGACGGAACGAAUAAUGGUAAAGUGAAAGAGAAGGAUAGAUAUUUUAGUACGUUAAGGAAAGCGACGAGUACAUAGAAAUAUAUACCAUUCAAUAGACAGUUUACUUUUUGUUUGCCACUAAAAACGGAACUAAAACAGGAUGUAGAUAAUACUACCGAUAAAAUAUAAAACAAAUCAUAAUCGA